Molecule: messenger RNA, 13522 nt
Organism: Lindgomyces ingoldianus
Lineage: Eukaryota; Fungi; Ascomycota; Dothideomycetes; Pleosporales; Lindgomycetaceae
Exons: 3
Coding region: 153-13166 (4337 amino acids)
Biological process (GO): microtubule-based movement
Cellular component (GO): dynein complex
Molecular function (GO): minus-end-directed microtubule motor activity; dynein light intermediate chain binding; ATP binding
Source: RefSeq, a predicted model, not a curated record
CUGAACCGUCAACAUUCACCCCCAUCAUCACCCGGACUUGCGUGCCCCGUCCCGUGCCGAUUCUCACCUUUACCCCAUCUCGCUUUCCUGCACCACCCGUCGGAAGCAGCGAAACACAUGUCUUCUCCCCCGAAUCUCCCUUAAACGACAGCAUGGAGGGACCGCUGGCUCCAGGGGCGGCCAACGGCAACAUCCGAUCACCAAGCCCAACGACACCGGCGAUAGACCCCCAGAUCAUCGUCGAUUAUCUCGAGAGGGUCCUCGAUGUCAAUCUCGGCGCUUCAGAGCAAGACCUCCGCGCUCCGGGCAGUCUCCUGUCACCCUCCAGAAUACACGACACCCUUCAGCGAUGCACCCGGUUCGCACUUGAGACGCAGACGGUCAUAUACGUCAUCAAGGACAGAGUUGAUGAGACUCACAAAGAUGGGCUGGAGCCAAAUGGUGUUUCAGCACACUAUACCUAUACCGUUUCCUCAGACCUUUUGCCUUCUCCUACCUGCGCAACGUACAUGGUCAUUACGAAGCAACCGAUACCUAUAGACCCUACGAUACCCAUCAGCCAACAGGUGCUGAUUAAUACUCUCCCUGGCUUUACCCUUCGCAAUAAUAAUGCUUCUUCGCAAGAGUUGUCCCCUUACGCACCCUUAUCUUCACUUCUUCAACACGCGGUUGAGCCGUAUUUUGAUGCAUACACCAAAGACCAGCGCAGCCGGACGGGGUAUAGCAAGGGUGACAAUGACGCAAGGACGGGUAUUUCGGCCACUAAGAAGAAGCUGGCGGAGCUGGCGCUGAGUCUGCAGCACCUGCAGCAGAAUGUUGAGAUUCCAGAACUGCUCCUACCUUUGCACCCUAUCAUCCAGAAUGCGCUGGAGAGCGCCGAAGAACGCAACGUCAAGCCUGUCCCGGAGCUGCUGCCUGCCGCCGUACUCACCGACAGCAGCUUUCUCAACGGGCUUCAAGCGACGGUGAACGGAUGGAUUAAGUCAAUUCAGAAUAUCACCAGGACUUCGCGAGAUGCACAAACUGGAACGGCAACGCAAGAGAUUAAUUUCUGGCUUUCUAUGGAAUCCAGGUUGGAGGACAUUGAGGCCCAGCUCAGUAGCCCUGGUGUGAAGUUGACACUGGAUGUAUUGAAGAAUGCAAAGCGAUUCCAGGCCACAGUCAGUUUCAGCGCCGACACUGGAUUGAAAGAGACGACAGAUCUUGUCCAAAAAUACAAUCAGUUGAUGCGAGACUUUCCCUUGGAUGAGUUGCUGUCGGCUACUUCCCUUCAGAAGGUCCAGGAGGCAAUCCAGCAGAUCUUUAGUCACAUGAACAAGAAGCUCCGCAUCUGUCCUUAUCCCGUUCGGCGAGCCCUCCCUCUGGUGGAAGCCAUUUCAGGUGAUCUGCAAGACCGGCUGAAGAAGUUGUUGAACGGCAAAGUCCUCAUGUCCAUGGAGUAUCCGGAGUUCCAAGCCAUUAUGGGCACGGCCGAAGGAAUAUGGCGCGCCUGGGAGGAGAACGUCAAGGAGUUUACCAACGUUGCCCGCGAGGUGACGAGGCGAAGGAACGAGAAAUUCAUCCCCAUCAAAAUUGCAGCUCGUCACAAGGAAAUCGAGGAGCGACUUCGGUACAUUACAACUUUCAGAAAGAACCACGAGCAGCUGCAGCGAACAAUUGUCGAUGUUCUUGGCUCGCAGUCGUCUCUCCCAUCUGCCUCCGACGGAUCACCUACUAGGGAAGCCGUCAUUGUCGAAGAAAUUGGUGACGUGGACGCCGUUGAGGAAGUUGCCCAAGCUUAUGGCUUCCUAAAGGAGGUUGAUGUGAUGGAGGUUAACGAGGCCGGCACUGCAUUAUUUGAGCAGGCUGAGCAAAAGUACAACGAGCGGACCUCCCGAGUAGAGAACUCUAUCAUUGCGAGGUUGAGGGAUCGCCUUGGAACCGCCAAGUCGGCCAGCGAGAUGUUUCGCGUUUUCUCAAAGUUUAAUCCUCUCUUUGUGCGACCAAAGAUUCGAGGAGCUAUUUCUGAGUACCAGACUCAACUUAUCGAAAAUGUCAAGGAGGACAUCUCGGCGCUCCAUGAGAGGUUUAAGCGGCAAUAUGGAAACUCCGAGGCACACGCGAUGGCCCAACUUCGCGACUUCCCUCCUGUUUCUGGUGCCGUCAUCUGGGCUCGACAGAUUGAGACUCAGCUGGAGAACUACAUGGGUAAAGUCGAAGACAUUUUGGGUAAAGAAUGGGCCCUCCACGCAGAAGGCCAAAAGCUUCAAGCGGAGACUAGCAUGUUUAAGAAAAAGCUCGAUACCCGACCGAUUUUUGAGUCCUGGCUGCAAGAAGUUGCUCGACGAAAACUAUCAAUAUCUGGACGACUCUUCCUGAUUAGCAAGAAUCGUGCAGCCGGCAACAUACUUGAGCUGAACGUGAACUUCGACGCACAGGUAAUCGCUCUCUUCAAAGAAGUUCGAAACUUGACAUGGCGCGGCUACCAAGUACCCCACGGAAUCAACAACAUCUCCAAGGAGGCGAAACGAGUAUACCCAUAUGCUGUCAGCCUGAUGGAGAGCGUGCGAACUUACACCCAGACCGUACGAUCCAUUGGGGAGAUGACUGGAGUCGCGUUACUUUUGAACGGUUACCUUAACGAUGUUCAAGGCUUAGUUGGCAAGGGCGUUCCCCUUAAAUGGGAAUCAUUCGUCCACGCUUAUGAUCUCCACAUCCGACAAACUAACUUCCCUCCUGGAACAUCCGGUGCUGUUCGAAGCGAGAGCAAGCAUGUUCAAUUCGUCCGUGAAUUUGCUGCAGCCACAUCCUUGUUGCAGGCGAAAGUAGCAACGCUACUGUCAAUCAAUGUGACUGUUGAGAAGGCUCUAAAGGACCUGGAAAUAUGCCCCUACAAUACGGAGUCUUUCAGACAGAAUCUGGAGACAAUUCAACGUUCUGUCGAUCAACUUAACCUGGAGAAUUAUUCGAACCUGGCCUCAUGGGUCUCGGAGAUGAAUGCACGAAUAGAGUCUAUCUUGCUGGUACGGCUGAGCCGGGCGAUCACAGAGUGGAUCGAAGUGUUCAACAACGUCGAAGAUCAAGAUCAUAGACCCAUUAGCCAACCCGCGGUGUCUGAGACGACGGACGAGAAACCAAGGCUCACAAAGCUCGUUCACGAGAUCACAAUGCGGAAUCAAGUCAUCUACCUCGACCCGCCACUUGAAUUCGCCCGCGCUAGCUGGCUAGAACAACUCCAGCAAUGGCUCGCUGUGAUAUGUACUCUGCAGAAGGUGAAAGCCUCGCGAUACGAGAUGCGCUUGGAAGCUGUCGACGACACCGCGAUGAACCAAUUCGUGGACCUUCCAAGCCGCUGCACAGACUCCUUGAUGCAGGUAUACGGCGCUAUUGAGGGCAAGCUUCGCGACAUAUCUUCCUACGUCGAUGAGUGGCUACAGUUCCAGUCAUUAUGGGAUCUCCAGUCGGAAUAUGUCUACGAUGUUCUGGGAGAGGCUCUCUCGCGAUGGCUACAGCUCCUCCAGGAAAUCCGAAAGACGCGUGCUACGUUCGACACCUCGGAGGUCAGUCGAUCCUUCGGAUACGUCACUGUCGACUAUGACCAGGUUCAAGUCAAAGUCAAUGCCAAGUACGAUCAAUGGCAGCACGAGAUCUUGAUGAAGUUUGCAAGUAGACUUGGGCAACGUAUGAGUGAGGUGUACGCCGAAAUUGAGAGGGCUCGUAAAGACUUGGAGAGCCAGUCGCUCGAAGCAUCCUCCACUGCACAAGCAGUCUCAUUCAUUACCACUGUUCAGCAGUGUAAGAGGAAAGUCCAGGUCUGGGGACCAGAGGUGGAAGUUUUCCGUCAGGGCCAGAUCGCGCUCAACCGCCAACGCUAUCAGUUUCCACCUGAUUGGUUACCUAUGGAGCAGAUUGACCAUGAGUGGCAGACUCUCAACGAUGUCUUGGAAAGGAAGACGAAGAUUGCAAAUGACCAGGCCGAUGGUCUUCGAGCAAAGAUCAUUGCAGAGGACAGAGUUAUCAAUCAGAAGAUUGCGGAUAUAACGGCACAAUGGGCUGAGGAGAAGCCUGUGUCUGGGAACAUUCCCCCAGCAGACGCGUCGGCGACACUUUCGACGUUCGAUCACAAACUCAACCAAUUGCGUACGGAGUCUGAGAACAUUUCUAAAGCUAAGGAUGCCCUGAAUCUUCCUUCAUCACCAGACAACAUUCUUUCGUCGCUGCUCGAGGAAGUCCAGGAUUUCAAGUCGGUUUGGGCUUCGUUGGGCACGAUUUGGAGCAGUAUUGAUGAGCUCCGUGAGACCCUUUGGAAUAGCAUCCAGCCUCGUAAGCUUCGCAACAAUCUCGACAAUCUCGUGAAGAUGACCAAAGAUAUGCCGAGCCGAAUGCGACAGUAUGCAGCGUUCGAGUAUGUUCAGAACAACUUGAAGCAGCUUCUGAAAGUCAACUCCCUUCUCAGCGAGAUGCGUUCAGACGCUGUUAGGGAGCGACAUUGGGCCAAGAUUUUCAAGCAACUGAGACCCCAGAAGCGAUACUCUGCUGUGUCUAUGACUCUUGGUGACGUCUGGGACCUACAGCUUGGUCCGAGUGAGAAGAUUAUUCGGGAUGUCAUCACGCAGGCUCAAGGAGAGAUGGCUCUUGAAGAAUUCCUGAAGCAAGUCCGUGAGACUUGGCAAAACUACUCCCUGGAACUUGUCAACUACCAGAACAAGUGUCGUCUUAUCCGCGGUUGGGACGAUCUUUUCGCUAAGUGCAGUGAGAAUUUGAAUUCGCUGCAAGCUAUGAGACAUUCUCCAUAUUACAAAGAGUUUGAAGAGGAUGCAUCGGCCUGGGAAGAGAAGCUUAACCGUGUACAUGUCCUCUUCGAUGUCUGGAUCGAUGUCCAGCGCCAAUGGGUGUAUCUCGAAGGAGUCUUUACUGGCAAUGCCGAUAUCAAACACCUACUCCCAAUGGAGUCAUCACGUUUCCAGAACAUUAACUCCGAGUUCUUGUCCGUCAUGAAGAAAGUCUCUCGGUCACCAUUCGUUCUUGAUGUUCUGGGCAUCUCUGGUGUGCAAAAGUCUCUCGAACGUCUAGCCGAGCUUUUAAAUAAGAUCCAGAAAGCGUUGGGAGAGUACCUUGAGCGUGAACGCGUAUCAUUCCCUCGAUUCUACUUUGUCGGUGAUGAAGAUCUUCUUGAAAUCAUUGGCAACAGCAACGAUACCCUCCGCAUAGCCAAACAUUUGAGGAAGAUGUUUGCUGGUAUCUCAGGUCUCGUUACGGACGAAAACUCAACAAUCCUAGGAUUUACCUCAAAGGAGGGCGAGGAGGUUAUGCUUCGAAAGGAAAUAUCUUUGGCGAAAACACCUCGAAUCAACGAAUGGCUUGGAGCGCUCGAAUUGAAUAUGAAGAGCACCCUUGCGGAGUUAACUAUAGAGGCCUUCCAAGAGUUCGAGGCGCUUUCGGCUGCUGAUGCCAUGGAUCCCGAGGCUUUCGAUGCCUACAUCGCUAAAUACCCCGCGCAAGUUGUCGUCCUUGGAACCCAAGUCGCCUGGACUACAGCCGUAGAGAGGUCUCUUACUGAAGAAGGAGUUAGCCUGCCCCAACUGUAUGAUAAGCAAGUCAAUAUCCUGAAGUUGCUUGCAACCUCCGUCCUUGGCGACCUCGAACCCAUCCAACGGAGGAAAUGCGAGCAUCUAAUCACAGAGUUCGUCCACCAGCGCGAUGUCAUCCACAAGCUGCAAAAAGUUGGCGCGCGCUCACCUACCCACCACAUGUGGCUGCUUUCCAUGCGCUACGUCUAUGAGCCUGAGAGAGACUUGUUACAGCGACUCAAAAUCAAGAUGGCCAAUGCUGUUCUCGAUUAUGGCUUUGAAUACCUCGGUGUAGCAGAGCGCCUCGUUCGGACACCACUUACUGAUCGAUGUUUCCUCACCCUCACCCAAGCCUUGUGCCAGCGGCUUGGUGGAUCUCCUUAUGGACCAGCAGGCACUGGAAAGACUGAAUCAGUUAAGGCGUUGGGUGUGCAGCUCGGUCGAUUCACUCUGGUCUUCUGCUGUGACGAUACGUUCGACUUCCAGGCUAUGGGCCGUAUCUUCCUCGGUAUUUGCCAAGUAGGUGCCUGGGGCUGCUUCGACGAGUUCAAUCGUUUGGAAGAGCGAAUCCUAUCUGCUGUGUCCCAGCAAGUACAAAACAUCCAGCUCGGACUUCGGAAAGGAGCCGAAGACGAGAAGUCGUCUCAGAUUGAGUUGAUUGGCCGCCAAUUGAAAGUCAAUUCUCAAACCGGCAUCUUCAUCACCAUGAACCCAGGUUAUGCAGGCCGUUCCAAUCUUCCGGACAAUUUGAAGAAACUCUUCCGAAGCGUCGCUAUGUCUAAACCUGACAAGGAACUUAUUGCCGAAGUUAUGCUUUACUCUCAAGGUUUCUCUCGUGCGAAGGAAUUAUCUAAGCAGGUGGUACCUUUCUUCGACACCUGUGCUGUCAGCCUUUCGAAGCAGGCACAUUACGAUUUUGGUCUCCGAGCCUUAAAGAGUGUGCUUGUUAGCUCUGGUGGACUCAAGCGAGCUCGCAUUGCCGCGCAGGGUUCACUGCCCGCGGAUGAGGAGGUCAUGGAACCGCAGAUUAUUGUCCAGAGUCUGCGGGAGACAAUGGCACCAAAGCUGAUCCGCUCUGAUGCUGACAUCAUGAAGACUAUCGAAGCCGACUCUUUCCCUGGGGUCGAGUAUAUUCCUGCGCCACUCGACAAACUCCAGGAGGCUAUUCGCAAAUCAGCAGCCGAGUCUAAGUUCAUUGUCAGCGAUGCCUGGAUGGCAAAGAUCCUCCAGUUUUACCAGAUCCAGAAUCUUCACCACGGUGUUAUGAUGGUUGGCUCAUCUGGCUCCGGCAAAUCAGCAGCAUGGAAGACAUUGCUGGCAGCUCUGCAGACAGUCGAGGGCGUGGAGGGUGUCUGUCACGUUAUCGAUCCCAAAGUGAUGUCCAAAGAGAACCUCUACGGAACCCUGGACAGUACUACCCGUGAAUGGACUGACGGCCUCUUCACAAGCAUCCUUCGGAAAAUCGUCGAUAACCUUCGUGGCGAGGACAGCAAGCGGCACUGGAUCGUCUUUGAUGGUGAUGUGGAUCCCGAAUGGGUUGAGAAUUUGAACAGUGUUCUCGACGACAACAAGCUUCUCACUCUGCCAAAUGGUGAACGUCUCAAUCUCCCACCGAACGUUCGGAUCAUGUUCGAAGUCGAGACUCUUAAAUACGCAACCCUCGCCACUGUCAGUCGUUGCGGUAUGGUCUGGUUCAGCGACGACACCGUUGAGAUUGAUAUGAUGAUAUCCAACUAUAUUGAGAACCUCAAGACCAAUCCCUUCGAAGAUAUCGAGGAUGACUCAGUCGCCCCAGGACAGAUGUCUCAGAAGACUCUUUCCGUUCAAGGAAUGAUCGCUGAGUUCCUGCAGAUUAAACUAAGGCAGGAUCGGUUCAUCGAGAAGGCGCUCAGCGUGGCUAAGAAGUUUCACCACAUCAUGGAGUAUACAGAUAUCCGCGCUUUGAACACGCUGUGCUCCCUGCUGAACAAGGCUUGCCGAACUGUCUUGGAGUAUAAUGUCCAGCAUCAAGACUUCCCAUUGGAGGAUACUCAGAUGGAAGCUUACCUCUCGAAGAAGCUGUUGCUUGCCUUGGUAUGGGCCCUAGUUGGAGACUGUCCUUUGGCAGAGCGCAAGCAGUUUGGAGAUCUUAUCGCUGGCCUUACAGAUGUCGAACUUCCACCAUUGUCUGACACCACCUCCCUCAUUGACUUCGAUGUCCAGCCCGAGAAGGCAGACUGGAUCAUGUGGCAGAGUCAAGUUCCCAAUGUUGAAGUUAACACUCACUCUAUCAUUCAGACGGAUGUGGUCAUUCCGACUCUCGACACCGUUCGCCACGAAGAUGUCCUCUAUUCCUGGCUUGCAGAACAUAAACCUCUCCUGCUUUGUGGUCCCCCUGGCUCUGGUAAAACCAUGACUCUCUUCAGCGCACUUCGUAAACUGCCGAACAUGCAGGUCGUAGGCCUUAACUUCUCAAGCGCCACGACCCCUGACCUCCUUAUCAAGACUUUCGAACAGUAUUGCGAAUACAAGAAGACACUUAACGGAGUUCAGCUCACGCCUACCCAGAUUGGUCGUUGGCUCAUCAUCUUUUGCGACGAAAUCAACCUUCCAGCUCCCGACAAGUAUGGCACCCAGCGAGCCAUCUCCUUCCUCAGGCAAUUAGUUGAACAGAACGGAUUCUGGAGGACUUCUGACAAGACUUGGGUUACUCUCGAUCGCAUUCAGUUCGUCGGUGCAUGCAACCCCCCAACAGAUGCAGGGCGUACCCCCAUGGCUCUUCGAUUCUUGCGUCAUGCCCCAUUGAUUAUGGUCGACUAUCCUGGAGAGCAGUCACUACUCCAAAUUUACGGCACAUUCAAUAGUGCGGUCUUGAAGAUCAUUCCGACCCUGCGUGGUUACUCAGAGGCGUUGACUAAGGCAAUGGUACAGCUCUACGCGGAAUCUCAGAAGCGCUUCACCCCAGAUAUCCAGCCACAUUACGUCUACUCCCCUCGUGAGCUGACUCGAUGGGUCCGAGGUGUGUACGAAGCACUCCGACCGCUCGAGACCUUACCUGUGGAAGGGCUCAUCCGAAUCUGGGCCCAUGAAGCUUUGCGCCUCUUCCAAGACCGUCUCAUUGACGAAGAUGAGAGAAAGUGGACUGAAGAAUGCGUCCAUCGUAUUGCUGCCGAACACUUCCCUACCAUGGAUGAAGGGAAGGCGCUUGGAGGGCCUAUUCUCUUCUCGAACUGGCUCUCUAAGAACUACGUGCCAGUCGAACGCGACCAGCUCCGGGACUUUGUCAAGGCGCGUCUGAAGACCUUCUGUGAGGAAGAGGUUGACGUUCCAUUGAUCCUCUUCAACGAUGUUUUGGAACACGUUCUUCGAAUUGACCGAGUAUUCCGUCAACCCCAAGGCCAUCUGAUCUUGAUUGGCGUCAGCGGUAGUGGCAAGACAACAUUGUCGCGAUUCGUGGCCUGGAUGAACGGUUUGAAGGUUUACCAGAUCAAGGUUCACGGAAAGUACUCCAGCGAGGACUUUGACGAGGACCUGCGAAAUGUCCUCCGAAGAUGUGGUUGCAAGGGUGAAAAGAUAUGCUUCAUCAUGGACGAGUCCAACGUCCUUGACUCUGGUUUCCUUGAGCGCAUGAACACACUUCUCGCCAACGCCGAGGUUCCUGGUCUUUUCGAAGGGGACGAAUACGCGUCGUUGAUGACGGCUAUCAAGGAAGGUGCUCAGAGGCAGGGCACCAUUCUCGACUCUCAGGAGGAGCUCUACAAGUGGUUCACUGAGCAGAUUGUGAAGAACUUGCAUGUCGUCUUCACAAUGAAUCCGCCCGAGGAAGGUCUGUCAUCUAAGGCCGCUACUAGUCCCGCGUUGUUCAAUCGCUGCGUGCUUAACUGGUUCGGUGACUGGUCCGAUCAAGCUCUUUACCAAGUGGGCUCUGAACUCACACAAUCUGUCGACUUGGACCGACCGAAUUUCAAUGCUCCGGAUAGCAUUCCUGUCGCAUACCGUGGACUCAAUCUUCCGCCGUCUCACCGUGAGAGCGUUGUUAAUGCUAUGGUGUAUAUUCAUUACUCGUUGCAUAACUUUAACACGAAGCUACAGAAGCAGCAGAAUAAGACCACUUAUCUCACGCCUCGACACUUCCUGGACUUCGUUGCACAAUAUGUCAAGCUCUACAAUGAGAAGCGCGAAGACCUGGAGGAACAGCAACGCCAUCUCAAUGUUGGUUUGGAAAAAUUGCGUGAGACUGUCGACAAGGUUAGGGAUUUGAGGGUGAGCUUGAAGGAUAAACAGACGCAGUUGGAAGAGAAGGACAAAGAAGCGAACGAGAAGUUGCAGAAGAUGAUUGCGGAUCAGCGUAAGGCGGAGCAGGAGAAGGCAGGCUCGUUGGAGACCCAGACCAAGCUCGCCAAAGCAGAGGAGGAGAUAGCGUCUCGAAAGGAGGUUGUCAUGAACGACUUGGCGGCUGCUGAACCUGCUGUGAUUGAAGCGCAGAAGAGCGUCCAGAACAUCAAGCGACAACAUCUUACCGAAGUCCGAUCCAUGGCGAAUCCUCCUGCUGGUGUCAAGUUGGCGCUGGAGGCUGUCUGCACCCUUCUCGGCCACAAGAUUGCUGCCUGGAGGGAUAUACAGGCCGUUGUCAGGCGCGAUGACUUCAUCGCUAGUAUUGUCCAAUUUGACAACGAGAGGCAGAUGACAGCUCCCCUUCGUCGGAAGAUGCAGCAUGAUUUCCUUUCGAAGGAGGAUUUUACUUUCGAGAGGGUCAACCGUGCUUCCAAGGCCUGCGGUCCCCUUGUGCAGUGGACUGCGGCCCAAGUCAACUACUCCGAUAUCCUCGAUCGAGUGGGUCCACUUCGUGCAGAGGUUGACCAAUUGGAAGCGGAUGCACAGGCAACGAAGGAUGAGGCGAAGGAAACCGAACUCUUGAUUAAGGAACUCGAGGAUAGUAUCACGCGAUACAAGACGGAAUAUGCGGCUUUAAUCAGCGAAACGCAAGCCAUCAAGUCUGAAAUGUCGACUGUCCAGUUCAAAGUCGACCGAAGCGUCCGUCUUCUUGAUAGUUUAUCCUCUGAACGAUCUCGAUGGGAGGAAAGCAGCAAGUCGUUCGACUCUCAGAUUGACACUAUUGUCGGAGACGUUCUUGUUGCUGCAGCCUUUAUCGCCUACGGAGGUUACUACGACCAACAAUACAGGAAGACUAUGAUGGAAGACUGGCUACACCACCUUUCUCUUUCUGGCAUCAGCUUCAAGCCACUCAACCCUGUAACCGAAUAUCUCUCUACCGCUGAUGAGAGACUGACUUGGCAGCACAACUCUUUGCCAGUUGACGACUUGUGCACCGAAAACGCUAUCAUCCUGAAGAGGUUCAACCGCUACCCAUUGAUCAUCGACCCCUCUGGCAGAGUCGCAGACUUCUUGCAGAACGAGUGCAAGGACCGACGUCUAACCGUCACGAGUUUCUUGGAUGAUUCCUUCACUAAGCAAUUGGAGAGCUCCCUACGCUUUGGCAACCCGAUCUUGAUUCAGGACGCCGAGCAUUUGGACCCUAUCCUCAAUCAUGUGCUCAACAAGGAAUACCAAAAGACUGGUGGUCGUGUGCUCAUUCAGCUUGGCAAGCAGGAAAUCGAUUUCUCGCCUUCAUUCAAGCUAUAUUUGUCUACACGCGAUCCUUCGGCUAAUUUUGCUCCCGAUAUCUGCAGUCGAACCACAUUCGUCAAUUUUACGGUUACGCAGAGCAGUCUGCAGACUCAAACGCUCAACGAAGUGCUCAAGUCGGAGAGGCCGGAUGUGGAUGAGCGACGAUCCAAUCUCAUUAAGAUGCAAGGAGAGUUCAGCGUUCAUCUCCGACAAUUGGAGAAGCGCCUGCUUCAGGCUCUCAACGAGUCUCGCGGAAACAUUCUCGAUGAUGACCGUGUCAUCGAAACUUUGGAGACUCUUAAGAAGGAAGCCGCUGAGAUCUCGGCUAAGGUUGCAGAAACUGGUGACGUUAUGAAGGAAGUCGAUAAUAUCACCAAGGAGUAUACUGUUGUUGCUCGUUCUUGUUCGGCAAUCUUCGCUGUCCUGGAGCAGCUACACCAUCUUAAUCACUUUUACCAAUUCUCGCUUCAGUACUUUACGCAGAUCUUUGCAAAUGUACUGCGGAAGAUUAAGAACUCUGGAAUGACUGGCCAUGCGGUUCGUAUUGAUCAGAUUCUGACUGAGCUUUUUGUGGAUACCUAUCGUCGAACCUCGCUCUCGCUAUUGCAGAAGGAUCGUGUUACCCUGGCUAUGCUUUUGGUCCAAGCUGCUCCUUAUAAGAUGGACAAGACCCUGAUCGACACAAUUCUCGACAAGGAUUUGGAGGCAGUGGAUAUCUCUACCCAACCAGAACGCAAAGAUGAAGCGAUGGCUCGUGCCGCUAAACUCACCAUCUUCAAAGGUGAACUGGACAAAGUGGACGCUGCGGCAUUUAACAAUUUCCUCACAGAGGAGCUCGGAGAACGACAUGUUCCCCAAGCUUGGCCUGUGGAUCUCCCUAAGUUUGACCGACAUCUUCGAUCUCUCGUUUUGGUCAAGCUCUUCCGUGUGGAUCGUUUCGUCCCUGCUGUCGAGCGCUUUGUCACUGAGGUACUUGGCAAGGGUCUACUGGAUGCUAGUGGCGAUCUGAGCGAGAUUGUCAAGCAAGUCACGGCCGUGACACCUGUGGCCCUCAGCUCCAGCCCUGGCUUCGAUGCAAGCUACAAGGUCGACAAUCUGGUUGAGAGGGAACAUGCUACAUGCACCAACAUUGCCAUGGGUUCGAACGAAGGUGUGGAAAGUGCGGACAAGGCAAUCAACAACGCCGCCACUACUGGCAACUGGGUACUUGUCAAGAACGUUCAUCUGGCACCUCAAUGGCUUCAGUCGCUUGAGAAGAGGCUUGAAUCUCUCAAACCUAACCCCGACUUCCGUCUCUUCUUGUCCAUGGAGUCAAGCCCGAAGAUCCCAGUCAAUCUUCUUCGUGCCUCUCGCGUCUUGUCCUAUGAACAGCCCGCAGGUAUCCGUGCCAAUAUGAAGGAUUCACUGUCAUCCUUGGCAGAAAAAGCGACGAAGCAGCCGGUCGAAAAAGCUCGCGUCUACUUGUUGCUGUCCUUCCUUCAUGCAGUGAUUCAAGAGCGUCUACGAUACGCGCCUACUCUUGGAUGGAAGGGCUUCUGGGAGUUUAACGACAGCGAUUACGAAUGCUGCAGCUUCGUAAUCGAUACUUGGAUCGACUCUGUCGCACAUGGACGCACCAACAUCGCUCCCAAGAAUAUCCCCUGGGACAUGAUCCGCACCCUAAUUACCGAAAUGUACGGCGGCAAAAUCGACGACGAGGCUGACUUCCGCAUACUUUCCUCCAUCGUUGAAAACUGUAUGACACCUGUCGCCUUCGAAGACAACUUCAAGAUUGUCAAGGACACAGAGCAGAGCGAGGGCUUGGAGCUGCCGAGCUCUACAGGUUGGAGAGAGUUCAUGGGAUGGGUGAAUGACUUGCCGGAGCGUGAGCCGCCGACUUAUCUGGGGCUACCAGCGAAUGCAGAGAAGUUGUUGCUAGUGGGGCAGGCGAAGGAGAUGGUGGCAAAUUUGGAGAAGGUUAUGAGGAUGUUGGACGAGGGGGAGCAGAUCAUGGCGGAAGCGGAAGGUUGAUACUGGACUUCUUUAUUUGAGGGCUUGAUUUGGAAGACGAUUCACAUUCGCUUUAGUGGGGUUUCUUUGCUAUCUCUCUCUCUUCUCUCACUGAUGUCGAUCAAUCAUCUCUUAGGAGAUGUUAGGGGGCGUAUUGGGUUUGGUCGUCCGUGCAUUGCUUGCGUGCAUGCAUGAAUUGGUGGCAUGGGAAGGCAGUCUUUUUCUGGGAGAGUCGAGCGAUCAAUUACUUGCGUCUUGCUUUAGCUGUUGGGGGCUCAGUUUGCGAAUUGCUGAUAUACCCAUUACCCUUUUUUUGUAUUCAGAUUUUCCUUCGGUUCAGAUUGUGUUUUUAGUGAUUGUAAUACAGCUAUGCAGCU